Messenger RNA from Meleagris gallopavo (turkey), 596 nucleotides. NCBI's taxonomy places the organism in Eukaryota, Metazoa, Chordata, Aves, Galliformes, Phasianidae. The record is from RefSeq and is a predicted model, not a curated record.
UCAUCAUCCUCACCUUCAUCACCUUCAUCCUCACCUUCAUCAUCCUCGCCUUCAUCAUCCUCACCUUCAGCAUCACCUUCAUCCUCACCUUCAUCAUCCUCACCUUCAUCACCUUCAUCAUCGUCACCUUCAUCAUCGUCACCUUCAUCACCUUCAUCAUCCUCACCUUCAUCACCUUCAUCAUCACCUUCAUCAUCGUCACCUUCAUCAUCUCCUUCAUCAUCAUCAUCACCUUCAUCAUCGUCACCUUCAUCGUCACCUCCAUCAUCAUCACCUUCAUCAUCAUCACCUUCAUCAUCUCCUUCAUCAUCACCUUCAUCAUCGUCACCUUCAUCAUCCUCACCUUCAUCACCUUCAUCAUCAUCAUCUCCAUCACCAUCUCCUUCAUCUCCUUCAUCACCUUCAUCACCACCACCUCCAUCAUCAUCACCUUCAUCAUCAUCACCUUCAUCAUCUCCUUCAUCCUCAUCAUCCUCACCGUCACCAUCACUUAAUCACCACCACCUUCAUCAUCAUCAUCAUCAUCAUCAUCAUCAUCAUCAUCAUCGCCACCUGCGGGAUGAAGGCACAAUCAGCGCCUGUGAGCCCCCCCACCU